Molecule: messenger RNA, 1027 nt
Organism: Ziziphus jujuba (common jujube)
Lineage: Eukaryota; Viridiplantae; Streptophyta; Magnoliopsida; Rosales; Rhamnaceae
Product: 23 kDa jasmonate-induced protein-like
Exons: 2
Coding region: 74-727 (217 amino acids)
Source: RefSeq, a predicted model, not a curated record
CAUAUAGAAUAUAUAUAUAUAUAUAUAGUAUAGGCAGGUAGGUGAAUAGGUGAAAAAUUCUAAGAGAAUAUAUAUGGGAGUGUUUGGCAACCCUAUCACCGAUGAAACCUUGGAGGGACUGCCUCGAUACGAAGGAAAAAAAACUAUACUAGCCAUAGACAGAGCUCGUGUGGCUCUGAAUUGGAAAAAUGCAGAGGGAAAAGAUGUGAGAGCUCUCCAGUACGCGGAGAAUUUCAAGGCAACAUGUGGUGUUGAGACUGCAACACUUUGCCUUGUUUACAAUGCUACCGGGGACACUGUAGAAUAUGCUGGCCACAAAGACUGGCACGGCUGCCUUGGGUCUGCUCCGUACCCGAUCAUGAUCGAAAAUGGACAAUGGGGUGUCUUUCUCCACCGCCAAAGUGGUAAAUCGGGUUCCGGCUCUAUUGGGGCUGUUGUGUACCGUGGCACCAACGCAAAAAAUGAGUCUUGUGAUUGGAUGCUGGCAUGGAACAACCCUAAGGAUAAAGACAAUUAUGGCAACCAUGCAUGUACUGAAAUCCGUGAAGAAAACCACUUUAAUAAUGAUGGUACUUGGAAGAUAGUACAUGAUUUAUUGUGGAAGUCUAGUGUUGAACGCAAAGGCGAGUCGAAUGGAUGCUUGUCAUUUGUGACAAUUGGGAAUGACGACUACAGCAUAUUCAGGGCAAUACUCACGCUCAAAAAUGCAAAUAAGAGCACUCGCUAGCUGGUACCACUGCAAUUAAUUGAUAUAUAAUAUAUAUGUAUAAAUAUGGAAUUAGAAGCUCUAUAAUCUUCUUAGCAAAAGGUAAAUAAAUUGAUAAAGCAGCUCUAUAAUCUAUAUUAUGAAGCCCCUGCAAUAAAGUAAUAGCAGCAUGUUUGUCGUAUGUGAUGUAAGGAAUAAUGACAUUAUCAUAUGUCAAAUGUUAAAUGUCUUCCUUUGUCCCAAAAAAAAAUAAUAAUAAUAAAAGGUAGCAUGCAUAAUAUAUAAUUCCUUUAAUGAAAAUAUAUAUUAUAGUAUUUAAUA